AUGAGUAAAACACAAAUUGACAUUGAACAUGAUUUACUAAAUACAAUCAGCGGGCAUUUUUUUACCCAACAGAAAGAAUAUUCGAGGGACCUGAUCGCCAUUCCAGUAUUAAAGAUCUGUGAUUGCACUCACAGAACAAAGCUUCUUGGUGCUCUAUACGGAUACAAAGGAAUUAUUUUGCUAUUUGGCGUGGUGCUUGCGUGGGAAACACGAAAUGUGAAAAUCGCUGCAUUAAAUGACUCGAAGUACAUCGGAAUAUCAGUCUAUAAUGUCGUCAUAUUGUCAGCCAUUGGUGCAACAGUGUCCACGGUUUUGAAGAAGACGGUACAUUAUGAAUUACUUCACGCCUUGGUGUCUAUUAUCGUGCUGCUGUCAACAACUGUUACCCUGACCAUGAUGUUUGCGCCGAAGGUAAGAUGUUAUAUGUUCUCUCUGAUUGAUGAUGAUAGAUUUGUAUAUUUUGAGAACUUAUGCACAUUUGCUGCAGAGUAGAGAACGCAAGGUUGAAGAAUAAGCAAACCUAUUAAACGGAAAAUGGAGAAGAAAUAUGGGAAGAAAGGAAUUUAAUUUGAAUGAAAGAAAGAAAGAAAGAAAGAAAGAAAGAAAGAAAGAAAGAAAGAAAGAAAGAAAGAAAGAAAGAAAGAAAGAAAGAAAGAAAGAAAGAAAGAAAGGAAGGAAGGAAGGAAGGAAGGAAGGAAGGAAGGAAGGAAGGAAGGAAGAAAGAAAGAAGGAAAGAAGGAAAGAAGGAAAGAAGGAAAGAAGGAAAGAAAGAAAGGAAGAAAGAAAGAAGAAAUAACUACUUUAUAUUUUUGUAGGUGUAUGGGUAUUAUACGAUACCGCCUGAACCUGAACGACGAGUUCGUGACAUGAAUUCUUUACAAAUGCACGUUGGAUCGCGAAAAGAAACAGAAGUUUCUGAUGUUAGCUCAGGUGAUGCUGAUGUCAAAGAUAAAUGGACACAAACUGAAGAUUGUUAUCACGGUAAUAAUAUAAUAUAUAAUAUAAUGAAUUUGUCACUUUAUACAUGAUACAAACUAAUUAAAGACAAAUAAAGACAGAUACAAAUCGUGACAUGGGAAAGGAACAGGACUCUCGUCCCAAUUGACACCUAACCCCUAAAAAGACGUUAAAUAUAAAUAAAGAUAAAGAACAGGUUAAAACACAUUAGUUAUAACAACUUAUACUAGCUAAGGUUUGAAUCGUGACUAUAAAAGUACUGAACGUUUACACACUGCGACUUACCCACUGUGCAGAUUACAAUUAUGAAUUAUUCAAAAUCAAUUUGAAAGCUUAAUGUUUACAACGUUUCAGUUUAACAUUGAAAAAAUAUUUGAGGAUCGGCGAAUUGUUUCAUAUCACAAAAAUAGGUUUUGGUCAUCCAAGUCAGUUCAUUCUUUAUCACUUUAUGACGCAUUAUCAUUCCAAUAUCAUGAAAUCUGUCCAGUUGUUAUUAUGUCUUUUGAACAUACCAAUAUGGGAAAAUUACUCUUGCACAUUUGCAGAGGCACAGUUAAACAUAUCUGACUCAUAAUGUCCAACAGCGGAACUACUUUAUGUAGGCAUGAGCGUUGAAGUUAAAUUUAUAAUGAUAUAAAAUGGAGUCCAAGGGAUCGAUGGAAACGAUAAGUGGCCGAAUACUUAGCAUGCUGCAAGGUAUAUAGGCUACCAAACUUUACAGUUUGAACUACAAUAUUCUGUUUUAUAAAGAGAAUUUUUCGUGCCUCAUCUAUGACCUUUUACCUGCUCUGCGUCAUACAACUUAGAAACAACGAAUAAAAUUCGAAUUCAAAUCCACGAUUGGCGUUAAUAAUAUUGUUGAUGAUUGCUUUAAAAAAAAUAUAAAAGUUGUUUACUCAAUAACACGCAGGAUACAACAGUACAUGCGAGACAACACUGUUCUAACAACCAUGCAUCAACAAGCUUGUUUCAUAGACAGUUGUCGACAGCUGUUCCAACAACAUGGUAAUAACUAUUGCUCAUUCAUAAAAAUUGAUAGGACAAUGUUAAUAAAUAAUGUCAUUUCAACAACAAACGUUGUCCUAACUGGAAAAAAAUAUUCUUUCCAUGUUGGUAAGUGAAGAACAUUGGAUGUGCGUGACCAAUUUUUGCGCGUUUAACUGUGCAAGUGUGCAACUACGUAAGGCGUGCAACUGCUCAUAUAUGUCAUGUUCAAAUGUCAUACUAUCAACUGCACACAUAAUCAUAUUCCUGAUAGGAAUAAUCCUUCAAACCCAUUUAUUUUAGAUUUCUAUCUCAAUGUUAGUGAUCUAGCAUAACAAAGAAGAAAUAAGAAAGAUGCAAUUGAGCCCUCUAGAUAAGUGAGGCCCCUAGACAAGCUUAGCUUUUGGGCAAGCAUCUGAAUAAAGUUUAUAUAAAAACAAGGUGCAAUUACAGCAAAUGUACAGUGUCUUCACUAGGGUAAUCUAAAGUUGCAAUAUGGCUUCUUAAAAACCAAGAGAUAACAUCAUCUGCCAACGAGAGGCAUGUAUUCCUCUGGCAAAUAGGCACCAUCAUCACUAUUCAAAGCAUGAUUGCUCAUAUUUAUAUGUCAUGGUUCUAGGAUUCGUCUUUGACUUCGUCUUUACUUUAGAAUUUUCCCACGCUGCAAUCUUGUAUUUGGUGUCAUAUCCUUGUUUAAUAAAGUUGCAACAGCUUUGAGAUCUUCUUUUGGCCAUUUACCAAACUGGCGUUUGAACUGACCCAAAUACUCUUUCUCGCAGUCAGCGUAUGGUAGAGAAAAUACACCAUGAGUUUUCUGAUUUGUUUUAACAGGUUCUUUCGGCUUUGCGAAAAUAUGGCCUAAAGUCAAAUGUGACAAACAUCAGUCUCUAACUUCCCUUCGACAGUUCUGUAACACCCAAAUUCAAAAAAUGCUAAAUGUCUAUUCAUCUCACGUUCUGUCGUGAAUUGAAUGCAUGGCUCAAUAGAAUUUAAAUGUUGCAGAAAAAUAUCGAUUUCAUUUCCAGAAACCGCAGAGAUCACGUCGUCUACAAAAAGUUUCCAAAACGAAAGAGAUACCGGAACUGAGGCUAAAGAUCUUUGUUCGACAUCUUCCAUUACUAAAUUAGCAAUUAUUGCCGAUACUGGUGACCCCAGUAAGAAGCCACAUUGCAAAUUUAGAUCACCCCUGAUAAAGACGCUAGACUGGAGUGUCAAAACGUUGGGUCUUGAUUACAAUUCGACUGAGCUUUGUAUUAAUUUAUAUGCUAGAAAUACAUGCAUGCAGUAACCCCUCGCCAAUAUUUUCCAAACAUUAAAUUAAUAUGAAGUAUUCAGAAAUGACCAACACUGAACGCAGGCUCGCGCUCAAGUGUUGCCAUGACAACACGAUAUUCUUAAAUUUUUUCAUAUUUUUUGUACAAAACUGCCAAAUAUUUGAAAAAUUCGUAGUUUUAAAUAUACAACAAGAAAUUUCCGAAAUAUAUGCUGUACAUAUAGGUAUAUUAUUUUGCAUUUUGUGACAUUGAAACGCUUCGUAAAAUGUUUUGAAAUGUUCAUUCAACUAAACUACAUUUUGCCGAUAAACUAUUUUUUCUUAAUAAAACAUAAUAGGUUUAAUACAAAUAAAACAAAUUGUUAGGUAAUUUCAGUUCAAUCUUCAAAUCGAUUUGUUCGCCUUUAUAUUUUAAGAUUUUUUCUCAAAAUAAACGGUAAUUUUAUGAAACUUAGAGCUUCGUUGAAAAGGAUAACAGUUCAUGUUUUUAGGCAAAAAGUUAAAGAAACAACAUUCGUAAACAUUAAAUAUUCAAAGCAAACUUACCGUAUAUUUCACGAUUUUCCAUAGUAAAUCAAUUCUUCUAUUUCUUCGAACAAAAUUGCUUCAUGUUUGUUGCAUAUGAAACGAUUUUCCAAAUAUAUGUCUUUUAAAAUUGAAAUCUUGCUUAUCCCACUCCUACAAGCAAUCAGCCAUAUUUUUGAGAUCAGUGAAGAUGACCACCCACUCAAGAUCGUUGGUCACGCCCGCGAUCAUUGAUUAACUUUAGACUUCGCUAUUGCUUUUGUUUUCCCGGGUGUAAAUAGCCGGGGAGGAUUAGUACCCUCGCCCCGGGCUUACGCCCGGAACGGCGCUUCGCGCCCUUGGCUCGGGGAUAAACCAGAGUAGCGAACGAAAACAUGUAAACUUCUUAUUUUUCAAGAAUUUCAUUAAUGAGCAGAACAUGCCUGGACUGAAAAGAAUAUGAGACGAAUUACGAAAAACCUUUAUUUUUUAAAUAUCCUUUAGUUAGCAACAAUAUUGAUGAUCCACAUCCAGAGGUCAACGGUGGACUGUUUGGCGAUAACCGCGGUGAACAGGUCUUAGAAGGUGAACGUCAGAAACACAAAGAUAAUAAAGUUGGACCUAUGGAAAAUAUUGCGUUUCAGGAACAUAAUGGUUAA
Paramuricea clavata is the source of this 4377-nucleotide messenger RNA. The record is from the annotation of a GenBank genome assembly. NCBI's taxonomy places the organism in Eukaryota, Metazoa, Cnidaria, Anthozoa, Malacalcyonacea, Plexauridae.